AUGCUCUGGCAACCAAUUGAUAUGUACUCUGCAACAUGGAGCUUGCCUGAAGAAGAGAACAACUAUACCUGGGACUAUUCUGACCUCUUUGUUGAUGUUGACGAUGCUCUGCCCAUUCCUUUGCCUGACGAUCCUUGGUUCGCUCAAUCUAUGUCGCAAAUGUUUGAAUCCGAAGCUACUCAGCCCACUCAACCACACCAAAGUGGCGCUCGCUCGAUCGAUCACGAGGCCAUCAGGCAUACUCGAGCAAAGCAAAAUGGGGAACGAAGAUCUUCUGUCCAAUUCUCCUGCGCGAAUGCCAAUGAGACCUCCGGGUCCUGUGCACCCGCUUCGUCGGGCGACUUCAAUGUCUUGGCCCAAAAGAGCAGCGGGUAUCCCAAGCACAAUUUGAGCCACAAUGAUGGCCAUCCGAACAAGGAACAGUAA
Penicillium maclennaniae is the source of this 426-nucleotide messenger RNA. RefSeq lists its product as uncharacterized. Bases 1 to 426 code for a protein of 141 amino acids. NCBI's taxonomy places the organism in Eukaryota, Fungi, Ascomycota, Eurotiomycetes, Eurotiales, Aspergillaceae. The record is from RefSeq and is a predicted model, not a curated record. The transcript has a single exon.